Strongylus vulgaris is the source of this 648-nucleotide messenger RNA. NCBI's taxonomy places the organism in Eukaryota, Metazoa, Nematoda, Chromadorea, Rhabditida, Strongylidae. The record is from the annotation of a GenBank genome assembly.
GUAGUUAUCACUCCAACUAGAAUCAUUUAUGUUUUGCCGGAAACACUGAUGGCCAGUAGGGUGUUACGGCAUUACGAUCAUGACGGGACUAGAAUUCUGCGUGUUACGUUUAGAGAUGAUGACAAUCAACCGAUGCGUGUAGUCAAAACCUCAGAAGCUUUGAUGAGAUCAACAUUGCGGGAGAGGAUGAUCAAAGGGAUUGUUGUGGCAGGUAGACAUUUUGGGUAUCUGGGAAAUUCGAAUUCCCAAAUGCGUGAUGGAGGAGCCUACUUUAUGGAGAAAUACUCGCGUCGUUCGUUCUUGGAGUAUAUAAAUGAGCACAAAAAAGCCCCCGAUGUUACUUGGCAGCCGAAGAUUGUCAGCGUGCGGCGUGACUUAGGAGAUGAAAGCUACACAUUCAGCGAUGGUGUGGGUAUGAUAAGCAAGGCAUUUGCAAAACAAAUUGCAGAAGACAUGAUGCUGAAGGAUUGCUUGCCGAGUUGCUUUCAGUUCCGUUUUCGUGGUUUGAAAGGCGUUAUGGCGGUUAAUCCAAUGUUAGAUGAAAUAGCACUGUGGGCAAGUGAAAAUGGUAUUCGUCAUAAGCCUGAUAUGUUUGACUGUUGCAGCUGGCUUGUAAAGAUGGUUUUUCGUCGCAGUCAGAUCAAGUAG